Molecule: messenger RNA, 1560 nt
Organism: Debaryomyces hansenii CBS767
Lineage: Eukaryota; Fungi; Ascomycota; Pichiomycetes; Serinales; Debaryomycetaceae
Exons: 1
Coding region: 1-1560 (519 amino acids)
Biological process (GO): ribosomal large subunit assembly
Cellular component (GO): nucleolus
Molecular function (GO): protein binding
Source: RefSeq, a predicted model, not a curated record
AUGGCCACAGUAAUCCCUCCACCUUCUAAAAAACAGAAGAAAGAAGCACAGAAGGUCCGUGAAGUUGAUAUAGUUCCCGAAGAUGUGCCUAAUGUAUUAAUAAAAUUCCAGGCCUCAGAUACUGGAGAAUCUAUUGGAGGCUCAAUAAGAGUUCCAGGAGGAAUAACAGAAAAGCAAUUGGAACAGUUAUUGAACCAGCUUCAUAGUGAGACAGACGAUCCUGUCCCAUAUACGUUUGCAUUAUUGAAUAAAAGUAACGAAGAUGAUAAGGAAGGAAACUUGGUUGACAUUAAGGACAAUUUAUAUUCUUCGGUUUUGAAACCACAGAUCAAGACCACCGAAGAUUUUAUGACGUUAGUGUAUACGCCCAGAGCUGUUUUUAAAGUCAAAGCAAUAACGAGAUCGAAUGCAGCAAUUGCAGGGCAUGGGUCUACUAUCUUAUGUUGCCUGUUUGCUCCAAACGAUUCAGGACGUAUGUGUUCUGGUGCUGGGGAUUCCACCGCCAGAAUUUGGGAUUGUAAUACUCAAACUCCAAUGCAUACAUUGUCGGGACAUUCUAACUGGGUAUUGUGUGUUUCAUACUCUCCAUGUGGUUCUAUGAUUGCAACAGGUUCGAUGGAUAGUACUGUGCGAUUAUGGGAUGCGGAUCUGGGAAAACCACUUGGAAGUGCCUUAUCCAGUCAUACCAAAUGGAUCUCGAGUUUAGCAUGGGAACCUUUGCAUUUAGUCCAACCCGGAAGUAAGCCAAGAUUAGCAUCUGGGUCGAAAGAUGGCACAGUGAAGGUCUGGGACACUACUAGAAGAGUUUGCUUAUUAACCAUGAGUGGACACACAAACGCCGUUUCAUGUGUUAAAUGGACUGGUUCUAAUAUUGUAUACAGUGGUUCUCACGACAAAACUAUUAAAGUCUGGGAUAUCCUGGCCGGCGGAAAAUGUAUUCAAACGUUAAAGAGUCAUGCUCAUUGGGUCAACCACUUGUCGACUUCUACAGAUUACGUUAUACGUAAAGGGGCGUUUGACCACACGUCGACAAAAUCGAAAACAAAGAAUUUAACACCAGAAGAAAUGCGUAUGAAGGCUUUGGAACAAUACGAAAAAGUUGCAAAAUUGAAUGGUGUCGUGAGUGAAAGAAUAGUUACUGCCAGUGAUGACUUCACUAUGUACCUCUGGGAGCCAUUGAAGUCGUCCAAGCCUAUCUGCCGUAUGACGGGACACCAAAAGCUUGUCAACCACGUUUCCUUUUCGCCCGAUGGCCGUUAUAUCGUUUCCUGUUCUUUCGAUAACUCAAUCAAGAUUUGGGACGGUAUCAAAGGAACCUUUAUCGGAACAUUAAGAGGACAUGUUGCACCUGUAUACCAAAGUGCAUGGUCCGCUGAUAAUAGACUUUUAGUUACUUGUUCCAAGGAUACCACCUUAAAGGUUUGGGAUAUUAGAACUAGAAAGUUAAGUGUAGAUUUACCAGGUCAUGCUGACGAGGUUUAUGCUGUCGACUGGAGUAUGGAUGGUAAAAGAGUUGCCAGUGGUGGAAAAGAUAAGAUGAUCAGAUUAUGGUCUCAUUGA